Sparassis crispa is the source of this 3066-nucleotide messenger RNA. RefSeq lists its product as hypothetical. The record is from RefSeq and is a predicted model, not a curated record. The transcript is spliced from 4 exons. Lineage: Eukaryota; Fungi; Basidiomycota; Agaricomycetes; Polyporales; Sparassidaceae. The coding region runs from base 1 to 3066 and encodes 1021 amino acids.
AUGAGCGCCGCAGUAAGUCUCCAGCGACUUGCGUCCGAGGGAAGUGACGCUAGCACGGCGUCAACGACUCUUGCAUCUCAUCUACGACCGGACUUGAUAAGACGCGAAACCGACCACAUCCUCUCCUAUUAUCAGUCCGAACACGCAGGACGCUCCUACAUCUACUCUCCUGGAGAAGCCCAUGUUUCGGUGCCCCCGCUCAUGAGAGAGUCAUCGUCAGGCUCCGUUUCAUCGUCACAGUAUUCUGAUUCUGAGGAUCCCCUUGAUGGGUUCACACAUGAUAGCGCUGAAUCAGCGAAGCACUCCACGGUCGCGACCGCGACGGCAGCGAUGGGGCAUAUACGGAGGCCAAGUCAGCCUUCGGAGGGUAGUGCGGACAGGAGACGUCUGGCAAUCGUGGAAUUAGACUCUACUGCUUCGCUGUCUCCUGCGAGGAGGAAGAGUGACAGGAACCAGGAGUCACGUUUUGACUCCCAAAGGGGUGCAAUGGCACCCAACGGCCUAUUGUCAAGACGCGGGAUUCACGUCCAUGGGCUCGCGCUGGUUGCGCCUCCAGAUGCGUCACCCAGAGCAUACACGGAUCUGACCCCUCCAACUUCUGCACCUAUUACAGCUGAGCGCGUCCCGGCUUCUGUGCAGGGCUCUUCAGUUUCGCACCAACGUUCUCGGUCUGAGGUUCAUGGCGUUAGCAAGGCUCUCCUUCAUCAUCAGCGUUCUCGUGACGUUGGUAUAGUUGGGUCUCGUAAAUCGUCUGGUGCUGAGAGUCUGGUAUCCAGCGAGGAGUAUUCGACAUAUGCAGAGAACAAGGGACUCAAGGUACCUAUAUUCCAGACACCAACUAAAUCGCGAUCUCCGUCCCCCGCCAUGCAGACUACUGACGUCUCUGAGUCGAGUACCCCCAGUGUGCAACUUCCUACUAGUCAGAGUAUACCGACUCCGACUGCACCAGGGAGGUCUGAGGACCUCCUCACGCCUGCUAUAGGAGAGUACAAGGAUAUACAGCAGCCAGUGGUUGGACCCGUCGUUGUAGGGAUCUCCUCAGACAUGAUGCGCGCAGAUGCUAUUCAAGACGGAGUGGCCAGCCCUUCUCGUCCCGAUUCCCAAUAUUCAUCACCGCGAUCAUAUGAUACUCACGACAGACCAUCUCCUUACCUGUUCUACGAGCCCGGAGUUCACUCCACGGCAGGCCCUUUGCCUGCACCGCCUGCCCCCAUGUUUUCUAUUGCCGAUCGAGAUGCCAUAAUGUCACCUCCACCUCCCCGACCUCCACGCGCUGCUCCCAGGCGCGACAUUGAUGCCCUCAAAGAGGCGUUGCAGCUGCCGAAGUCAGUGUCUGCCGUGCUAGCUUCUAGACCAACCCCAGAACCAGAACCUGUUAGCGGUCCCAUGUUAAGGUCGCGCAUGAAUUCAGGAAGUUCUGGUCCAGAGUUCGACCAAACUAGCCAAUUUUCUGGGACCUCUUCACAGCAGCCAAUGCAUAUCAGAGAAGGGGCAUUCCCUCCAUCCACAUUAUCAGUUUCACACCCUCAGCAAUCAGUAGCGGUGACACCCAAUACCCAGUCAAACGGCGCAUUGCCAAAGCGCAAUGGGUCCAUUCGUUCAGCGGAGCAGACCCGGCGCAUAGAAGACGAUGCACGUGUUGAUAGUGACAAUAUCUCAUCUCUGUCUACCGAUCACGCAUACCUCAAAUCCCCCCCUCGGAGAUCUGAUGUCGAAGUGCGGCGGGAAGAUAGUUGGGUCAGUCUGGGCCAAGGGACAGCCAACCGCCAAAUGUCACCGAAUGGCGGAGCAGAGAAAGCGCUUGGUGUUGCUAUAUCGCUGUCAAUGACACCUGCACAAUCACCGACACCACCCCCAAAGAGCCUGAAAGGAUCCGAGGAUGAGAGGGCAAGCUUGGGCGCAAAUCCAUUCAGAGCGACGUUGUCAAACCUCAAACGCUUCUCUGCUCUACCGCGAACACCUUCGUUUACGUCGUCUGUUGUGAAGAGCCAGGGCUCACACCAUUCUAGAACACCGUCGCCUCCUGCUAUUACCGCUCGAGCUCCCAGGCCGAGGAUUAUAUCUGCAUGGCCCGACGCAAUGCACUGUUACGAUGUAAUGUCGAAGAAGAGUGCGCUAGAGCGCUCCAAAGCCUACGCUCAGAAAAUAAAUGAAUUGGCGAUCUAUGAUUGUGGCUUGACGGAGUGGGUAACUGCGGUGAAGCAUCGAGGAUCUAAUUCCAAACCAGCACAAAACAGUGCGACGCGACUCACUUUGACCCCGGCGACUCCGUCCCUUCGUACAUUUACUUCGCAACCGCGACAUAUCUCGCACGGUUCAAUAGCAUCCGAGAUGACGUUCCCCACGCGAGCAGAUGCUUACACUGCGACGGACCUGUCCACGAGAUCUAUGGAUGUCGCACCAUCUACUGCUGCGCCACCAGCCCUCCCUUAUCCUUCAUUGGCUACGAGUUCGCAAUCUUUGCGCAUGUCCACACUGCUGUCAUCGCCAUCUCGCUCUCUGCAGUUACCACUGCCAAGCACCAGGUCGGGAGGGAUGGGCUUCUUUUCGUCCAUUGGCAGAAAGUCCAGUAUGAAGAAUAACAAGGAUAUGCCGUCAUCGCCAUCAUCCCCAGCGAAGGUGUUGAUGAAAAGGAUGCCCAAUCUCCCAAAUAAUCCUCCCCGCCCGGUUCAGAUCACGACCGCACCAUUAGUGCCAGGUGGUCCGCGUGCCGCUCCAGGACGAGUGCAGCGUUCACAGACGUAUUCUGUUUCUCCCAGUCCGCCUGCACCCGUGUUGUCGGAGCCAUCUCCAUCGCUCGAUAAGCGACAGAGUUCUGCGACACGCCGGCCAUCUCUGUUCACGCGGUCAAGGGCUGUGCCGGGGCCAGCAUUAGGGGCAGGAUCGGCGGCGCCUGUCACCCCCACAAUGUCCACACCAGAGUUUGAGAGGCAGGUAGACAAGUUGGCUGAUCUUCUCCCACAUGCAGAUAGGGUCAUCUUAGCGGGCUACCUCCGCCGAGCCGGGCAAGACAUCCUUGCAAUCGGACAGUACCUAGAGGACGAGAAGAAUGGCACCUUACACUAA